Molecule: messenger RNA, 309 nt
Organism: Jaculus jaculus (lesser Egyptian jerboa)
Lineage: Eukaryota; Metazoa; Chordata; Mammalia; Rodentia; Dipodidae
Gene: Prm2
Product: protamine 2
Exons: 2
Coding region: 1-309 (102 amino acids)
Biological process (GO): spermatid development; chromosome organization; nucleus organization
Cellular component (GO): nucleus
Molecular function (GO): DNA binding
Source: RefSeq, a predicted model, not a curated record
AUGGUCCGCUACCGUGUGAGGAGCCCCAGCGAGCGUCCGGGGCAGGACCGUGGGUCUGAGGGCCAGGAGCAGGGGCUGAGCCCGGAUCGCAUGGAGGCCUACGGGAGGACACAUCGAGGGCACCACCACCACCACAGACACAGGCGCUGCUCUCGCAGGAGGCUGCACAGGAUCCACAGACGGUGGCGCAGGUCCUGCAGGCGGCGCAGGAGACGCUCCUGCCGACACAGGAGGCGGCAUCGCAGAGGCUGCAGAAGGUACAGGAGGAGAUGCAGGUGCCGAAGACGCAGGCGGCACCACUACCACUGA